AUGGUGUACGAAGCUGCCCACACGUACCACAUGCAGGUUCACUUUGCCGAGUUCGCCCAGCUAGGAUAUCCCGUUAUGAGUCUCUGUUUCCUCUCCGGGAAUGCACACCCCGUGGAUCACGAAAAGAAUGCUCAGUAUGACAGCUCAUGCUGCAGGACACGGAGCAACACGGAGAUCCUGAGGUCCACGUUGAGAUCACAGCGGAGCGGCGGGUGUGCGUGUUGCAAAAGGGUUGCAAAGGCCAUUACAACGGCGUGCAACAUCUUCGAGGCUCCCGAGACGGUGGCGGAGGCGCAGAAGCGUAACAUGUACAAGAUGUGGGCGCAGGUCGUAGCUACCAGGUCUCGGCGAUGUGUAGCGUGUAUGGUGUUGGCUUGCAUCUUGCUCACCGUGCAGGUCAUCACGCACCAGGUCAGACAAGAGACCGUGGUGGACGAGAGUAUGAACCCACAGCAGUUGACGACUAUGUUGAAACAAGACGAAGAGGCGUUCAAGCUUCCGAUCGUGCCGCCCAAAGGCUUUGAUCUGAGAGCGGCGCAAGCCGGGAAAGCGAAAGGGGACAUCUUGAAGAAUCUCUCGGAACUCGACAUCAAGCAGUUGCAGAAAGUGCAGCAAUUCGUCAAUUCCGCGCACGACCCCCAGGCAGUUGAAGAUUUUCGAAUUGAGCAAGCCCUGCAGUCACUCAAAGUUCGAUUACUAGAGGAAAUUAGCGGGCAGAAGUUCCCGGCGAUCCUGGACGCAGCCACGCGCGGCCAGGCGAUCUCCGACCGAGCCCGCCCCAGCCGCCGCCAGAUUGUGAUAUCGACGACAUGGCGCUCAGGCUCUACUUUCCUGGAGGAGCUGCUGUCGUCACACCCCGCCGUCUACAACCACUACGAGCCGCUCAUGCAGUUCGGCCUCAAGCAGAUCCGCGAGGGACAGGACUCGGUCAAGGCACAGAAUCUGCUACAUGACCUUCUUGCCUGCAGGUACAAGGCGAAGUCGGAGUACAUGAACACAGCGCUGAACAUCAAGGAGAUGUUCACGCGGAACGUGCUGGUGUGGCAGAUCUGCAGCAACCAGCAAAUCGGCGAUUCGCUCUGCUACAACGACGCCUUCCUGAAGGGCGCCUGUCAGCUCUUCCCUUGGUCUACUAUGAAGAUCGUGAGGCUGAGGCUGAAGCUCCUGCGGCCGAUCCUGGAGGACACGAAACUGAACGCGCGGAUCGUGUACCUGGUGAGGGACCCGCGCGGGGUCAUGAACUCCCGCUUCGAUACCGUGAAAUGGUGCCACUCGUCCGACUGCAACGACCCCUCGUACCUCUGCAACGACAUGGACGACGACCUCACGGCAGCCAUUGAGCUGAGGAAGGAAUUCCCGGGUCUCGUUUACAUCCUCCGGUACGAGGACAUGUCCCUGAGUCCAGUCAACAAGACCAAGGAGCUCCUGGACUUCCUGGGACUGGACUUCGACCCCAAGAUGCAAGAGUUCCUGGAUUCGCACACGACCAAGAAUUACGACAAGCCGUGGAGCACCUCGAGGGACUCCAAGACCCGAGUCACAUACUGGGCCUCCAAGCUGCAAGCCGAGAAACUGAAGCAAGUCCAGGACGUGUGCACGCCCGUGAUGAAACGCUUCGGGUAUCUGCCCGUUAACUCUACGAAAGAUAUAAGUCUCGAAAAGAUUUUAGAACCUUUGAAUUUACCUUAAAUUCGAGACUAGUGAUAAAGAAAGAGAGAUUUUUUUUUUUUUAAUCAAAAUACACUUCGAAUCAUUUCCAGAAA
Messenger RNA from Penaeus indicus, 1763 nucleotides. RefSeq names its product carbohydrate sulfotransferase 5-like. NCBI's taxonomy places the organism in Eukaryota, Metazoa, Arthropoda, Malacostraca, Decapoda, Penaeidae. The record is from RefSeq and is a predicted model, not a curated record. Gene Ontology annotation, molecular function: N-acetylglucosamine 6-O-sulfotransferase activity. Gene Ontology annotation, biological process: sulfur compound metabolic process; N-acetylglucosamine metabolic process. The transcript has 9 exons. The coding region runs from base 1 to 1689 and encodes 562 amino acids.